AUUUUUGCCAAAAUGUCAAAUCGUGUUACGGUGUUUGCACAUAACACGGGGUUUCUUUGUAUUUAAUUGCCGAUGCUUAAAUUUGUAAAUUGUUUUUAUCAUCCCUGCCACUCUGAUGCCAUGUUAUGUAGCCGGAGACAAAGAUUUACAGUGUCUUCGUCUUAACAUUCGAUUAGAAUGGCCGCAUCUGCUACAGAGAUUGACGAUUUCUUAAGCGGACCUCUUGUUUCGUGGCUCAAAUCAUGUAUCCCCAACCCAGACACAAUACAGGAAUAUUCCUCCUUAUUCAAUGGAGAUAUUUUAUAUCACAUUUAUCUCCAAAUAGACCCGGAGCCCUCCUUCCAUAUAACAAAGCUGACAGGUCUUGAAGACCAAGCUCUUAUACUUGGAAGGGUGAAAAAUUUUGAUGCCAUCAUAAAAAAUUUGAAAAAUUUAUAUGACGAGGAGUUAGGGAUGACACUUUUAGUUGUACCAGAAUGUAUAUGCCUAGGGAAGGCACCGGAAACAAAGCAGGGUCUUGAAAAUAUGAAGCUAUUAGUUCUAUUGCUGCUAGGUGCAGCUGUUCAGUGUCCGAAUAAAGAGAUAUUCAUCACCAGAAUCAAGGAGCUGGAUGUAGACCUACAACAUAACAUUGUGCAAUGCAUAAAACAGGUAACGGACAUGCAAACAGUAGUUCUGACACCGGAUGCGAUAGAUCUCUUCCAAUCUCCGACAAUGUUUAAUCAUAUGCGGAGAUUGGCCAAGGAGAGAGAUCAUUAUCUGCAGAACUGGGCGACUCUUGUGCUUAACGAGGACCUAUGUGAAACUGAAAAUGAGAAUAAGAAUGUCAAUCGAUCCACGCAGAACAUCAGUCAGAACAACGGUGAAAGUCAACAUUUGGCCGUAGAACUGGCUGAUUGGAAGGCAAGGUUGAGGAAACAAAGGCAGGAAUUGGAGGAAAAAUCGGAGCAGUUGUCUGAAUGUAGAGAAGAAUUGGAACAUACAAAAUUAGUCCUCGCGAAGUUGCGUACGGAGAGCCAAGAAUGGUUCAACGAAGCGAGAAAAGCUACCGGAUAUAGAGACGAAGUGGACGCCCUGAGGGAGAAGGCUGAGAGAUGUGAUCGGUUAGAACAGGAAAUCCAGAGAUACCGGGACCGGUUGGCCGAUGCGGAGUAUUAUAAGACGCGGGUUACAGAGCUGCGAGAAGAUAACAAGGCUUUGAUGGACACCAGGGACGCUUUGGAGGAACAGCUGCAAAGGGCGCGUAAGAGGGCAGAGCAGUGUCUGUCAUUGGAAGCGGCCAUGAUAAAACUCAAGAGAGAAGCCAACGACAUCGCUCUGGAAAGGGAUGCUGAUCAACAGAAGAUUCAAGAAUUAAUUGAAGAGAACAAUCAUUUGCAGUACAUAACGAGAUCGGUUUUGAGCGAAAGCAACAACAGUAACCUGGACACGGACAACGAGUGCGAGAACACCCUGGAGUCUGGAGAAAAUAGUCUAUCGGAACAAUUGACAAGCAACGCCCAGGCCAGAGCGCUGAAACUCGAACUGGAAAAUAAACGGCUGCUGUCGACUAUAGACAGUCUGAGGGAACAAUCGCUGCUAGAAGGCAGCGACAAAGUACUGGAUCUAGAGAAAGAAAAGAAAAGACUAGCUCUUAAAUGCGAACAAUUACAAGAAAAUUGCAACAGAUUCAAGCAACAGAACUCUGAACUAGAAGAAGUGUUCAAGAACGCGCUGGAAGAGAACAGAAAACUGCAAGACUCUAUCGACAGUCAGAAAGCUUUCAUAGACAGACAAUCUAUAGAUAGAGAUUCAGAGAAAAACAAAUUACAGGACUUCGAAAAUCAUUUGGAGUCAUUGACCAAAGACAAGCAGAGGAUGCAAAUGCUAUGCGAGUCAAUACAGAGGAGAGCCGACGAUCUCGAGAGGACUUUGGACGCUAGGACCAAGGAACUCAACAAUAUCAAACCUGAAGCAGAAAAGGCCACCUUACUGAUAAUACAAACAGAGGAAUUGAAAACUAAGCUGACGUACAGCGAGAAGGAAAGCCACAGCUUACAGAGAGAAGUUAACAAAUUACGUGAAGCGGUCGAGGAGAAAGACGUUAUCAUAGAUAGGAUAAGCACUGAGAUAGAAAUAAAGAAUAAAGAAAUAGAAAGAUUGGCUAGACAGAUAGAGAUCAAUCAGAAUUUGAGUAGUAGACUGCAGGACUUGGAACAGAAGACUCAGGAGUUGAAGUCACAUAAGAAAGUGGACACGGAAACGAUACAGAUGCUGCAGAAAGAUCUUAUAUCAGAGAAGGUUAAUUUUGAUAAAUUAAGAAAUUGCAUGGAGAAGAUCGGCAUCAAUACAUCCGAUGUCAUAUCCAAAGAUGUCAGCGUGGAGGACUUGUUGGACAGAAUAAUAACCAACGUAGACCACGAGGCUUUAAUAUCUGAAAUAACCUCAAAGACUAUUUGCUCAAAAUCGGUACCGUGUAACUGUCAUAAUACGGAAAAACCGGAAAUCGACGAAAACGUUAUUAACCCGCAGAUCGAACAAUUGAAUGCGGACUUGGCGGCCCUACAAGUGUCGCUUGAGAAUUGUCAAGCUGAAAACGCUAAGUUACAAGUUAACAUAGCUACGUUAAAUUCACAAAACGGCUCCCUCAUCUCCCAACAAAUGACGUUACAACUGGCCAACAGUCAGUUGGCGGCGGAGAAAGACGAAAUCAUGAAACAAUUGGAAGUUUUAAAAGACAAACAAGAUGAUCUACUCCGAGACCAAGUGGCGCUGCAAACGUUACACGAACAGUUGAACAUGGAAUACGAAAUGUUACUCAGCGAGAAGGAACCCGUUAAGGCCGCUAUAAGAGAUUUGAAGAUCGAGAACAGGGAGCUGAAGGAAAAACUGACCGGCUAUGAGAAAAAAAUAGCCGAUUUCGAAUUAGAGAGAGAAAAUCUUAAGAUAGAGUCGAGAAAUCUGACAAACCUUAGAGCUGAACACUCCAAGUUGAAGGAGGACUUUAGAAAUUUGUUCACAGCGAGCGAUAGGCUUAAAAACGAAUACAGGAACAUGCAAGACGAAUACAGGAAUCUUAGAAGCGAAGUCUCACAACUCAAACUGAGGAACACGGAAAUGUCCGGAGAAAUUAACACGAAAGUGGAAGUCAUAACUAGUAUGGAAUUAGAAAUAAGCAAAACAAAUCAACACUGCGAGAUGCUCAUACUGAUGAACAAAAACUUGGACGCCGACAGACGGUCCUUGAUGGACCACGUGUCACAACUCCUGACCCAGUAUCACGAACUGUUGGCGCACUCGUUGAAGGACAAGCAGCAUUAUCACGAAGAAGAGAAGAUGUUCGCCGACAGAGUGAAUGCCUUAUGUCGACAAAAGGAAAAACUGGAGGAGAAGAUCAUGGAACAUUACAAAAAGUUAGACAACUGCACAACAAAGAGACGCGGCUUCGGCGCCUCGUUCGUGAAACGAGUGCGAAAAGCCGGCACUGAUUUGAUCAACAAAGUUCCGUCCAGAAACAAGAGGAUAGAAGACGCCAACAGAUCCAAGUCACAACUAACACUUGCUGGAUCAGAAUCCGGCGAAUCAGAUCCCGGACAGGAUGUAGAAAAGUUGUCCAAACAUUCAGAUUACGAUCAGGGAUCUUCGAACCUGAAUAUGGAGUCACCGAGACAUAGCGUAGAUUCAAGCUUCAACAGACGCCUUGAGGAUACAUUCAAGAAGUCCGACAACAUCGAUAUGAGUGGAUCUAUUCAUAGUCUUGACCCCAUCAGGUUGAAUGAAGGUAAUUUUGUAAGGAGACUGUCAGCGGCAUCCAUCCACAGCGGGGGUGGUGACGAUGCGCUCAUUAGGGCUUCUCUAAGACGACGACCGCAUAAAGCCGUUCCGCCUACACAUAGAAAUAGUUUUCAAGGACUGGAAGCUGAUCCUAGCCUGCCUGCAGCUUCAAAUCCUUCCCCGGUCUUUGGAACAGCAGGAACCCGCAGAACGGUUUACUUGGCCGAGGAUAACCCAGAAGUUAACCUGAAUAGCAAACCCCAGAGCACUCCGAUCAAAGAGAAUCCCACUUACUUGGUAUACAAUAGAAUAUCAACAGUCAUAGGAGACGGUGCCUCUCAGAGUAACAGUGAUAGAUUAAAUGACAGAUCCGUGCCGGAACAAUCCAGGAACACAGAAGAAAAUCCAGUAGAGCGAGAAGCUUCUAGAGAUAAGUCCGUCAACCGCAAGGAUGUCAAUGAAUCUUCUAAAGAAACUGCCAUUUGGUACGAAUAUGGGUGCGUUUGAAAAGUAAUCGACUAAAGGUUGCCUUAUAUUUAUGUAUUAGUUGUACGUACACUUAUAGUGUAUCCAGUAUUAAUUUGCAUUUAUUUCACAUUUGAAUUAUCAAUGAAGUGAUAUUACUAUUGGUAAUUAUAUGAGAUUAACUCGAUUUGAGGCUAAACAUUUUGCUUGUAAAUAAAAUAAACCUAGUGUAAUUGAUAUGGGAACAUUGGAGUAUUGAAUAUUUGUAGGAAGGAUGCCUUGCCAGUUUUCUGUGAACCAUGUAUAGCUGUUAUAUGAGUUGGUGACAUUCAUAAUAUUGAUGGAACUAGUGAUUUAUGGUGAAUAUCUUAAUAACUUUUAUAGUACAAUUAAUUUUUUUUAUUUUUUUUUUAUUAUAUUAUAUUAUAUAGUAUUAUAAAUUUAAAUUUUACAUGUUUUAUAACAAAAUUAACCCCCAGUGUACCUUGUGAUUAAUGAAAUUUGUAACCAUCACUCCAUUAUUACAAACAAACGAGUGGAUUUAAUUCAAUGUAACAUGUACUCGAUGGGUGUGUUAUGAGAACGGCAUAGAUUUUUUUUAAUUUUUCUAGUACAAAUAGAUAGCUCAUUAAUAAUUUACAAUGUAUUAUAGACAACUAAAUAUAAUUCCUAUAUUUUAUUUAAGACUGCAGGAUGUUUGAUAUGUUUUUUUUUUUUUUAUCGAUGACAUAAACACAAUGACAUUUUAAUUUUUUUUUUACAUUAAUGUUAUGAUUAAUAGACUGAUCAGUUGAAGUACCAAUGUGUCCAUUAUUUUCAUAAAUCCUACAUGGUUAUUUUCCACAGCACCGCCUCUCAGGUUUUCCAACUAGGGUAUAGGAUGGGUUCUAAAUGAUGGUGCUUCGUUUAACUUAUAGAUAUAACGCUACAUCAUGAACAAAUUAAGAUGUCUCAUUAUCUAAUGUAAUGUCUUUACGUAGCUAAAGCCUCUCACCGAAUUACGUAUUAUAGCACAGUUCUUCCCAAUAAACUAUUAAAACUA
Molecule: messenger RNA, 5260 nt
Organism: Danaus plexippus (monarch butterfly)
Lineage: Eukaryota; Metazoa; Arthropoda; Insecta; Lepidoptera; Nymphalidae
Gene: Girdin
Product: protein Daple
Exons: 7
Coding region: 178-4260 (1360 amino acids)
Biological process (GO): cytoplasmic microtubule organization; cytoskeleton-dependent intracellular transport
Cellular component (GO): centrosome; cytoplasm
Molecular function (GO): microtubule binding; dynein light intermediate chain binding
Source: RefSeq, a predicted model, not a curated record